AACAGCACGCUCUCCCUCUCCCCGACGGCUGCUAGCUAGCGACAACAGAUCGACGGCAACACCGAUGGGCGAGGCCAACGCCACAGGCACGCCAGCCACCGCGACGGUGCGCGUGCUGGCCGUGUCGCGCGUCGCGCCGGCGCCGGCGCCGGCAGCGGCGGACCCCGUCGUCGUCAAGCUGUCCUUCUUCGACACGCCCUGGGUCGUGCUGCCGCCCAUCCAGCGGGUGUUCCUGUACGAGCUGCCUGGUGGCGACGGUGAGUUCACGGCGGCAGUGACGCGCCUCAAGAGCUCCCUCGCCGCCACGCUGGCGGUGUACCUGCCGCUGGCCGGGAAGCUGGCGUACGUCGCCGGCACCGGGGACGUGGUCGUGGACUGCGUCGACGACCCCGGGGUGGCCUUCGUCGAGGCGGAGGCGGACGCCGGUAUCGACACCAUGGACGUCCGCCGGCUGGCGAGCGACGAGGCGCACGACAUCCCGGCGUUCCUAGCGCUGGUACCGGAGCUCCCCACCAAGGUGCUCCCGGCGCCGGUUCUGUCCGUGCAGGCCACGCGGAUCCCCGGCGGCGGCCUCGCGCUCGGCCUCUCCGUGCACCACGCCGUCGCCGACGGCCAGGCCGUGUGGAGGUUCAUGGGCGCCUGGGCCUCCGCCGCCCGCGACGGAUCCCCCGUCACCAAGUCCCUCCCCGCGCCGCACUAUAGCCGGGAGGCCGUCCACGUCCCCAACGGCGACGAGUUCGCGCGCCAGAUGCUCAAGAUGGUCGCGCCCAACCUGCCCGCGGCGGGCACCGUUGCGGACUACGACUUCAGCCAGCGCUUCCGCCUGGCGCGCCGGACGUUCUACCUCGGCGGCGACGACAUCAGGGCACUGAAGCUCCGCAUCUCCGCGCUCGCCGAGGCCGAGGCCGAGGCCGAGGACGACGUCGUCGCCGACGGCAGAAGCAAGAAGAAGCCGGUGUCGACGUUCGUGGCGCUGUCGGCGCUGGGAUGGACGUCGUUCGUGCGGUGCAAGGGCCUGGGCGCCGGCGACGACACGUACCUGGUGUUCCUGGCGGACCUGCGCGCGCGCAUGGACCCGCCCGUGGCGGACGGCUACCUGGGCAACUGCAUCAAGGGGUGCCUGGCGACGGCGGACGCCGGGGACCUGCUGGGCGAGCGCGGCCUGCUGGUGGCGUGCCGCGCGAUCCAGGCGGCGGUGGCGGAGAUGGAGGCGGCGCCGCUGGCCGGCUCGGAGCGGUGGAUCCAGAAGAUGAUGGGGCUGCCGUUCGCGCGCCUCGCCAACGUGGCGGCCAGCCCGCGGUUCCGCGUGUACGAGGCGUCCGACUUCGGGUUCGGCCGCCCCGCGCGCGUGGAGCUCGUGUCCAUGAACAACGACGGCGAGAUGGUGCUCGUCGGCGGCAGGGGCGACGGCGAGGUGCAGCUGUCCGUGUCGCUGGACCCCGCGCGCAUGGAGGACUUCAAGGCGCACGUCUUCGCCACCUCCGCGGCGCCGUCGGACUCAGCGGCGGCGGCGGCCAACUGAUCGAUGGAGGCAGAGGCGUGUGGUGGACGAGAGGCAUACGGAUCAUGUGAGCAGAUUAUGCAUGUGUGCAGCUAUUGUCGAUCGAACGAAGUAUUUUCCACGAACAACAAAAAAAAAACCAA
This is a messenger RNA of Zea mays, 1644 nucleotides long. RefSeq names its product transferase family protein. Lineage: Eukaryota; Viridiplantae; Streptophyta; Magnoliopsida; Poales; Poaceae. The record is from RefSeq and is marked validated.